UGGUGGUGCUUUUCCAGGAGGGGGGGGUUUCCAGGAGGUGGCGAAUGAAGCGAUUUAUUUCAAGAAUCUGAGGAGAGUUUGGCUGUUUAGGUUUGCAUUUAAAUUGAUUCUCCCUUGGGCAAGACAUCAAUCUUGAAAGCAGAUCUCCUUGUAUACAGUAACUGCUUGUUCCGCUCUUCUUCCUUUCUCUUGGGUUUGAAUGCAGCUUCCCUGAUCUGUGAUUUACAGAUUUACAUCCUAGAAAUCUGUAUGCCUCUGUCCUGUUUGAAGGUGGCUACAAAACCGUUUUUGCAAGCACCAUCCUUGAUAGUUCAGUCUUUGCGCUUCAUGGAUCUGAAAGUCCUCGUUUCUUCCUUAAAUGAUUUUGCUUCGCUUUCCCUGGCUGAAAGUUGGGACAAUGUGGGGCUGUUGGUUGAGCCAAGUCCUCCUCAUAUUGUCAGUACUCUCUUUCUCACCAACGAUUUGACCGAGGAUGUGAUGCAGGAAGCCCUGGAGAAGAAAGCAAACCUCAUUCUUUCUUACCACCCACCCAUUUUCCACCCACUGAAACGUAUAACAUGGAAAACAUGGAAAGAGCGUCUGGUAAUCCGAGCCUUGGAAAACAGAGUUGGCAUUUAUUCUCCUCAUACAGCAUAUGAUGCUAUACCUCACGGAGUCAAUAGCUGGCUUGCUGCAGGACUGGGCACUUGCACUUCUGUUCCCUUGAAACCGGCUACAGCUUCCACUUACCCUGUAGGUGGGCCUUUCCGGGUUGAAUUCAGUGCUUCCUCUGCUGAAAGCCUAGAAACAGUUUUAUCCAAAGUCCGUGCAAUGCCAGAGGUGUCACUCAUCACAACUCAACCUGCCAGCGUUGAAGGUGAAGAACAGACACGUGUCAGCUUGAACUGUUCUCAGCUAGCUUUGUUGCAAGUGGUGGCCUUGCUUUCUCAGAAUAGCCUUCUAUAUCGAAAGACUGAAAUCGUAUCACUACAGAAGCCUCUGCUUGCCGAUACUGGGAUGGGACGCUUAUGCACGUUGCAUGAACCAGCCUCAGUGUCUCUGUUGAUUGAACGAUUGAAAAGUCACUUAAAAUUGUCUCAUGUUCGUCUAGCUCUUGGAGCAGGGAAAUCACUGGAGUCCCUGGUGAAGGUGGUUGCUCUUUGUGCUGGUUCAGGAGCAAGUGUUUUGCAAGACACAGAAAGUGAUCUCUAUCUUACCGGAGAAAUGUCCCACCAUGAUGUACUAAAUGCUGUUUCCAGCGGGAUUUCUGUGGUCUUGUGUGAGCACAGUAACACUGAGCGAGGUUUUCUAUUAAAGCUGCAACAAAUGCUGGCCAUGCAUUUUAUGAACAAGAUCAAUGUCAUCAUUUCUGAGAGAGACAGAGACCCCCUUCAAGUUGCGUAAAAGAAACAAAUGUUGAGGUAUGAUAAACGACACUGGAUUCUCACCAUGAAGGCUCCUUCUGAUUAGUCUGACAGAGGCAUCUAGAGAAUCGAGUUAACUCACCCUAUCUCCCAAGACAAGAAGCUUUGACUAGACCAAGUCUUAAAGGCUCCACCUAUCAGCCCAGUCAGUUUCUCCCAUGACGCCGCCAUAGAAAAAAGCAACUGGAGGGAAAACUUCCAAGGAUAACCAUACAGAGGAAUGUUUAACUAAUGUAAAGAUGGAAGACAAGCCACUGUCCUAUGAAUCUUAAUUAAAGGAGCAUGGAUAGAAAAACAGCUGAUGUAGAUGCCAUCUGAAUAAAUAUGAGAACAGCUUCUAGUCCAAUACACAGUGCAAGUUAGAAAAGGGCAAACAUUUGAAUAUUGACUUUACUAUAAAUAGCACUUGCAUUUCAUAUACAGCUGUUGAUGGAAUUCUCUUGUAAUGGCUUCAUUAGCUUUUCUGCAAUAAAUCUACUUACCAGAA
Molecule: messenger RNA, 1890 nt
Organism: Candoia aspera
Lineage: Eukaryota; Metazoa; Chordata; Lepidosauria; Squamata; Candoiidae
Gene: NIF3L1
Product: NGG1 interacting factor 3 like 1
Exons: 9
Coding region: 250-1383 (377 amino acids)
Cellular component (GO): mitochondrion; cytoplasm
Source: RefSeq, a predicted model, not a curated record